Molecule: messenger RNA, 2869 nt
Organism: Paramuricea clavata
Lineage: Eukaryota; Metazoa; Cnidaria; Anthozoa; Malacalcyonacea; Plexauridae
Source: the annotation of a GenBank genome assembly
AUGUUUUGUUCUAAGUGUGGGAGUAGUUUAAACAAGUUGAUUGAAACAACCGAAACAAGUGCUACUUCCAAAAGUUCGAAAGAUACAACUACACGUGGGACGAAAUGUCUUAGUUUCGAGGAGUAUGCCUCAAAAAAAAAAGAAGAAAGGGCGACACACUUUAGAAGCUCGUCAAAGAAAAAAGCAAAGCCGAAAGAUAUGGAAACAGUGGCAUUAAUAAACAUUGGUUUAAUGAAAUACGUCAGUUUUGACAUGACAACUCCUGUUCGUGGAAAAUCGUUGCCAUUAAAGGUAAACAAAGACGCCAAAUAUGCGGAAGUUUUUUCUGUGGCGUUGACAAAAAGGGAGGCCUAUGACAAGUCAUUUGACACUAAAUUAAGUUGGAAACUAGUCUACCCUGAUGGUCAAUAUUGUUUAACACUUCCGGGUCAGGAAGAUCAAGAGUUUACUUUAAGAAAAUAUAAAGAAGACCUGGGAAAACCAUACAAUCGAAUCACCUUAUACUUGUGCCCAGAAGAACCAGAUUUCAAUCCUGAAGCAAGUGACGAAGAUCAGUUUGACGUUACUCAGGAUGUCAGGUAAAUUUUGGGAAACAUGGAGCCAAAUAAUAAAAAGCUCAAUAGUUUUAAUACCCAAGCAUUCUAAACUUUUCCAAUAAAAUAGCCAGCCACCGUCUUACUGCAUUCAACAUCUUUUGGUGGGAAAUGAUGUAAUAAAUUUGUGGGUAUUAAUUAAUUAAUACAGACAUACUAAUUGUGUGCAACAAAACUUUGUUUACAACAAUUGUAGGCUGUUAGAAAUUUCGGGAAAUAUGUCUGUAUAGUUUUGAUCUAGAGUUUUAUAGUUAUACUUGUGUAAUCACACAAUACAAUCCCCUCCCCCUUCAGACGGCAUAAAUUUCAUCUGUGGGGGAAGUGUAUUUGGAUAAAACUGUAGAAUGAACAAUGAGCAUUCGGAUUCUGUGUGACCAGCAUGAAGAAUAUAGAUUCAUUAAUAAAUCCAUAUAUUAUUUCAGUAUACAAAUUCCUUUCUCAUCAGGAAAAGGAAAAGAAAAGACAUUGCAUUUGUUGAGGAUGAAAUUGGAUGUGGUGGUUCACAAAAUAUGUGAGUAAAUUAAAUGUGAAUAUUAAACAAGACAUUUAGUAAAACACAAUCUGGCUUUUGCAGAUUAUUGAUUUCUAACUUUGGGUUGAAAAUAGGGUUGUGUAACAUGUUCAUUUGAAAUUGGUCUUUUUGGAGAAGCUUCCAGCUUGAAAAGAAAACAAUUUUCAUUGCUGAAAGAUAUUUUCCAUGCCUUUGCAUUGUAGUAAACAGCUUAAGUUGUACCCUCGACAUUUAUGUAGUACAGUACAGGUAUGUCAAUAACAAAGUACAGCUUACACUUAAACAAGUUUUGAAAAGGGCAGUACUGUAUAUGGUAUUGGCAUGACACUAUGACUGCCCAUGCCCACUUUGACAUUUGCUAUAUUUGACUUUAAUUUUCACUUAUAGUGACGUUACUAAAAGUGGCAUUGAAACUAUCCCAGAAUCUAAAAAACAACUUGAUGAUCCCUCUUGUUCCAGUAAUGGUGUCUCGUUUGAUAAAAGUACCUGGUCUGAUACAUGGCUUCCUAGUAAUGAUGAUUUGUUGUAUGCAUCAUUGCUCUUUGAUGAGCAAGUGCCUUGGAGUGAUUCCGACAAUGAAAAUGUUCAGGAACAGUCAGAAGAGAUUAAUAAAGUAAAUAAUGAUAAGCAAUCACUGCAUGACAUACUUGUAGAACUAAAUAGUAAUAUUAACCCUACUCAGAUAUCUAAGUUUAAUAUUUGCCGAAGUCACCUUUGGGAAGGAGCAGUAAGAGGCCUUAACAGAAAGUCAUUUUCUCCGGCACACAAGGUGUCUAUUAAGUUUACUGAUGAUGUGGGAGUUGCAGAAGGGGCAGUUGAUUCAGGGGGCCCAAUGAGGGAAUUCUUUACUCUCAUCAUGGAGUGGAUGGUAAGUUCUCAGUUGUUCUGCGGUACUGAAAGAGAUAAGUAUUUGUCUAGUAUUUCUAACUACCUCACUAAUGACUAUUACUUCUAUGCUGGCGAGCUAAUUGCAAUGUCAAUAGUUCAUGGUGGUCCUGGUCCUAGGUGUUUUGGGGAACCUCUUUAUGAUGCCUUGACAAAAGGUGUACUGAAAGCUUCUGUAAAUGUAGAUGAUGUCUAUGAUUUUGAGUUAAAAAACUCUCUUAAUACAUUUAAGAAUGCCUCAACAGUUGAGGAAGCUCGAAAGCUUAUUUCAGAUAGCAAUAAUUUAGAAACUAUUUUAGAUCUUGCUGGAACUCUUCAAGUGUUUCAAACAACAGAAGAUGUCCUUAAUGUUGUUGACAAAACUGCUCACUGGUUUGUGUUGGAGAGGUUUCAAGCUUCCCUAGAACGGUUUAAAGCGGGUCUUAGUAUCCUUGGUGUUCUUGAUGCUAUGUGUAUGCAUUAUGAGCAGUUUAGAGAUGUAUUUUGUUAUUCAAGUUGUACUUUUAGUGCUGACACAUUCGGCUCUCUUUUUUCUUUUCUGCGAAGUGAAGAGGGUUCCAAUAAAUAUGCGAUAGAAGGUCUCGUUUUGUCACAUUGGAAUGACUUCCUACAGGAUAUUGAAGAACAAGUAAUAGAUGGGCUAAGUUUCUUUGACAUUCUGUUUUUUGCAAGUGGGUGCAAAUAUAUUCCUCCUUUGGGUUUAGCUUUGGAGAUAAGUUUUCUUCAUACACCGGAAGCAAGUGGUUCGCGGUCUAGAUUCCCAAAGGCCAAUACUUGUGCAUGUGAUAUAUACCUACCAGUGAUCCAUAACACAUAUAUUGAAUUCAAAAAAGAUGUAACAUUAGCAUUUCUUAAUACAAAAGGCUUUGGUUAUGCCUAA